Molecule: messenger RNA, 1380 nt
Organism: Patiria miniata (bat star)
Lineage: Eukaryota; Metazoa; Echinodermata; Asteroidea; Valvatida; Asterinidae
Exons: 1
Coding region: 1-1380 (459 amino acids)
Source: RefSeq, a predicted model, not a curated record
AUGUUCCAUCAAGUCAGACUUCUUCCUGAAGAGCGACGAAUGUUCCGAUUUCUUUGGAAAGAUGACCAGCUUGACAAGUGGGUUGUCUUUGAGUGGAUGGUGCUGCCUUUCGGGGCUGCAUGCAGUCCCUGCUGUGCAGCAUUCGCCCUUCAGAAAGCUGCUAGGGACCGGGUCGAGCAGUAUCCACAGGUUCAGUAUACAGUAGAGAAAGAGACGUAUGUGGACAACCAGCUGGCCAGCCGAGAUAGCGAACAAGAAGCAACCGAACUUGUUCUUGGCACACGCAAAUGCCUACAAAAAGUAGGAUUUCAGAUGGUGAAAUAUGCAAGCAGUCACCCCAACACACUUCAAGGUCUUCCUGUGGAGGCAUGCUCAACUCGUCAGGUGCAGUCAUUGUCCCUGGGUCUACAAGAAGGCGAUCCGGAACCGGCUCUGGGAUUAUGUUGGGACUGGAAGAGUGAUGAGUUGCAUCACCCAGCGAAGGUUCCAGACAACCAGGUGCUUACUAAGCGCAUCGCUCUCAGGGUCCUUGCCAGUCAGUUCGAACCACUGGGGGAUAUUGCACCAUUCACUGCAAGAGCCAAGUUGUUGGUUCGUGACCUGUGGUUAGAAAAGUUGGAUUGGGAUGAGAGGGUGACAGACACCGGCUUGACCCAGAGGUGGGAGGAGUGGUGCACCGAGUUGGAACACAUCCCACAGAUGCGCCUGCCGCGGUGUUACACACCGCCAUCGGUUGACACAGCAACAGCAAAGAGGUCUCUGCAUAUAUUUUGUGAUGCGUCAGAGAAGCUGUACGGAGCAGUUGCCUACCUGCGUACAGUUUACAGCCAAGGGGAGGUCCAUUUGAGCUUUGUAUUGGCCAAAUGCCGGGUUGCACCAAAGCGCUUACUAUCCAUGCCACGUCUUGAGCUGAUGGCAGCUCUCCUCGGUGCCCAAAUUUGUCAAGUUGUCCUCGAAGCCCUGACAAUUGAGAUCCAGUACUCUGUGAUGUGGAGCGACUCCACCACAGUACUCAGCUGGAUUCAGUCAGAGUCAUGCCGUUUCAAGGUAUUUGUUGGAACCCGCAUAGCUGAGAUACAAACAUUGACUGAUGACAUUGAGUGGCGCUACGUCCGGAGUGAGGACAAUCCUGCUGAUGAUAUAACCCGUGGCUUACCGGUUUGCAAGCUGGGAGAAGGCUCAAGGUGGACUGAGGGCCCAAAGUGGCUUCUGGAUCCACAAGAGGAAUGGCAGAAAGACAGUGCAAGUGUCUUGGCCCAAACUCGUGUCAACUCAUCAGUAGGACAGAAUGAAAUAAGGAGUGUCUUCUGUGGACUCACAGUUCCUACUUCAGAGGUAGACGUUGAUUUCAAAGCCUUCCCAGUUGGGGAGAGUUGGUAA